Molecule: messenger RNA, 1378 nt
Organism: Schistocerca nitens (vagrant locust)
Lineage: Eukaryota; Metazoa; Arthropoda; Insecta; Orthoptera; Acrididae
Exons: 5
Coding region: 1-690 (229 amino acids)
Source: RefSeq, a predicted model, not a curated record
AUGAAACGGACCACCUGUGCUGUCCUGUCGGGGUCGCCACCACACCGCCGUCCGGCCAGCGCGACCUUCCCCCACUCGCCGCACGGCGCGCGGCGGAGGGAGCCCCCACCACCCCUGCCGCCGCCGCGCGCUCCUAUUGGCCGAUGGGCGUGUCCGGCGGCGCGCGGACGGUUUAAAACUGGGGCGGCCGGCGCUUCGCGUCCACACGUCCUGUGGACAGCGAGCGAGCGCGAGCUACCCGCCCAAGCAGACCGGCCCGACUUCGUCGAACCCCGAGCAGAGAUGUCCGCCAAGCAGAUUCCCGCCCAGCCAGGCUGCGCUCGACUCCCGGCCAUGGCACUUGUCCUCGCUCUGGCCGUCACGCUGGUGCUGCUGCAGGCUGCCGACGCAAAACGCUCGUACGGAGUGCGCAGACCGGGAGACAUUCAGGUCCGCAGAGCAGGCGGGUGCAUGGCCUUCGGGCACUCGUGCUUCGGCGGCCACGGAAAGCGCGCCGACAUGGAGCCUGGUGCGGAGGGGGUGGAGGGGGCGGAGGAGGCGGCGGCCGUGGCGGAGGCGGCUGCGGCGGCGGCCCUGCUGGACGACGCGGCCAGCCCACAGAGGUUCCGCCUCUCGCCCUUCCUGCGGCAGUGGCUGCAGCGUGCAUACCAGCAACAGCCAGCUGACUCACAAACCGUUGAAGUCAAGUAAUGCUGUCUGCUGUUCCUCAGUCUCUGCUCUGCUCUGCUGUGCUCCCCUAUUGGUGUCAAUAAUGUAAUAACAAAUAAGUUAGGCCUGUCUUUGUUGUGCACCUUACAUUCUUCCCUUACUCAUACAAACAUGUAUAAAGUAGCAUCCUGUGAAGCUGUUGUAAAACGCUAUAUCAUAGUUUCUGGUGCAUGUGAAACCAACAUUCCAGGCAAAAUAUUUUGUCAUGAAAUGAAUUAACAGACAUGGAGAUGUUUUGUUACUGCUGCCUGGAGCUUCUGACUAAAGCAAAACCACAUGUAACUGUCUCUUACUAAAAUUCAAGUUACAGACAUAUAGUUGCAGCUGAUUCUGAUCCAGUCAAAUAGUGGAGGCAGCCGAUAGUGGUUUCACAUUCACUAGGCUCAAUAUUGAAAUCCGCAAUUAACAUCUUUCAUGUAAAAUUCGCUGUAGUUAUCAAUUAAGUGGUGAUUUAAUUUAUGUACAGAAAUUAACAAGUGUAAAGUUAAACCCCUUAGCAUUACGAGAUACCACUAAUAUUUCCUUCUGCUGCUUCAUACAGGUGCGCUUAGGUACUAUGUACAGUCCUUUCACUUUACCCAGUAAAGUAUGUGUAGAAUGUAUGAAGUGUUCCUUGUAAUUCGAUUAACCUUUGUCAAAAACAAGUGCAAUAAAAAGACGAGUUUAUAAA